This is a messenger RNA of Paramecium octaurelia, 3187 nucleotides long. NCBI's taxonomy places the organism in Eukaryota, Ciliophora, Oligohymenophorea, Peniculida, Parameciidae. The record is from the annotation of a GenBank genome assembly.
AUGCAUUUUGAAAAAGAGUAGGUUGGAGAUUUGUAUGGGAUUUUGGCUUUAUCUAAAGAUGUUGAUGAAGUAGUCCUGCCUUUCCUAAUUUACAUAUUAAAAAAAGAGAGAAUUUAAGACUGCCUAGAAUUUCUUUUAUAAGAUUAAAAUCAAUUCCUUGUUGAAUUAGAAAGAUAAAAGGUAGAAGAUUCAUAGCUACUUGAUAAAGAAUAGACUCUCAAUGCAGAGAAUAACAUUAAGACAAUAACGUGUGUUCUCAAAAAGAUUAGGGAUCACGAAUUUAAUAAACAGAAUUACUCAAAAGAUGAACAUGAAGAAAUUAAAAAGAGUCUAAUCUUAAAAAUAUCACUGGAUAAGAAAAUUAUAGAAUUUCUCAAAUUUUUAGUACAUCUAACAGCCUUGGAUGAAAGAUAUAUUUAGUCUGGAUCAAAUUCUCUUCAUUUACUAGUUGUAAUGAAAGUUGAUUUGAGUGAACAAUCUUUUGAAAGUAUUAGAAUUAGAAACUCUUCAUUGUUAGGAGCAAAUUUAGUGAGAUGUGACUUAAGUGGAUCUGAAUUUGAAAAUGUUAUUACUAGUGGAAUGAAUUUGAAUUAAUCCAAAUUAUUUAAUUGUAAAUGGAAGAAUUUAAGAAUACAUGAGCUAAAUAUAUUAAAUGGGCAUAGUGAAAUAGUCAAUUAGGUUUGCUUUUCUAGAGAUGGUAAGUCAUUAAUUUCUUGUAGCUAAGAUAAUUCGAUUAUAUUGUGGGAUAUUAGAAAAGGAAAAAUGAAGUCUUUAAAUAGAUUGAAGAAUUAAAUUAAUUCAUUGAGUCUUUCUCCUAAUGGUGAAAUUUUAGCUUAUUGCAUUGGUAGAUAUGCAUAUAUAUUGAAUCAUAGAACAUAGAGAUAAAUCUCAAAAUUAAAUUGUCAGACUGUCUUUACUAAUUAAUUAUGUUUCUCUUCUGAUGGUACUACAUUAGCAUCAGUUGGUGGGGCUGGUAUUUUUGUUGACUUUGUUCGUUUAUGGGAUGUUAAAACAGGUUAAAAAAAAAGCCGAAUUAGAUGGUCAAACUAAGUGUAUAAAAGCUGUCUGCUUCUCUCCUGAUGGUACUAAAUUAGCAUCUUGCAUUUAAGACUAUUCUAUCUGUUUAUGGAAUGUUGAGACAGGAUAAUAGUAAGCAAUUUUAGGAGGUCAUUCAAAUAUGGUCUAUUCAUUCAGCUUCUCUCCUGAUGGUACCAUAUUAGCAUCCGGUAGUUCUGAUUAAUCUAUUCGUUUAUGGGAUGUUUAAACAGGAUAAUAAUACUUAUAAUUAAAAGGAAAUUAUUCAUGUGUAAGGUCGGUCUGUUUUUCUCCAAAUGGUAUGAUAUUAGCAUCUGGCGGUUCAGAUAACUCCAUCCGUUUAUGGGAUGUUAAGACAGGAUAAUAGAAGGCAAAACUAGAUGGUCAUUCAAAACCAGUCUUUACAGUCUCUUUCUCUCCUGAUGGUAUGACAUUAGCAUCUGGUAGUUAAGAUAAUUCUAUCCGUUUAUGGGAUGUAAAGACAGGAUAAUAACAACCACAAUUGGAUGGUAAUAUCGAUCACAUUUAUUCAGUAUGUAUAUCCCCUGAUGGUUCUAAAUUAGCGUCUGGUAGUUCGGAUAAUUCUAUCCGUUUAUGGGAUGCUAAAACAGGAAAAUAAUUAUCUAAAAUUGGUUAUCAUGAUGGACAUAUUAAUCAAGUCUGUUUCUCUUCUGAUGGCUUGACAUUAGCAUCUUGUUGUGAAUAUAGAUCUAUUCGUUUUUGGGACGUUAAAACAGGAAAGAUAAAGCUGAAAUUAGUAGGAAAGAAAUCGAUAAGAUCAGUAUGCUGGUCACUUAACCAUACUACGUUGGCUUCAUGUGGUGAAAAAUUGAUAUACAUAUGGAAUCUUAACAAAUGUAAAUAAAUGAAAAAAUUAAUCAAUCAUACUGGACAAAUUGAUUUGGUUUGUUUUUCUCCUGAUGGUACUACAUUAGCUUCUGGUAGUUAAGAUAAGUCUAUCCGUUUAUGGGAUGUAAAGACAGGGUAAUAAAUGGCAAAAUUAGAUGGCCAUACAAAUCAAGUUAAGUAAGUAGGUUUCUCUCCUGAUAGUAUGUCAUUAGCAUCUGUAAGUUCAGAUAACUCUAUCCGUUUAUGGGAUGUUAAGACAGGAUAAUAAAAAGCCAAAUUAGAUGGUCAUUCUGGUUAUGUUAAUUCAGUCAAUUUCUCUCAUGAUGGUACUACAUUAGCACCUGGUAGUUAUGAUAAGUCUAUAUGUUUAUGGGAUGUUAAGACAGGGUAAUAAAAAGCCAAAUUAGUUGGUCAUUCUGGUUAUGUUAUGUCAGUUAAUUUCUUUCCUGACGGUACUACAUUAGCAUCUGGUAGUUCAGAUAACUCCAUCCGUUUAUGGGAUGUUAAGACAGUAUAACAAAAAGCCAAAUUAGAUGAUUUUUCAAAUUAUGAUACGGCAGUCAAUUUCUCCCCUGAUGGUAUUACAUUAGCAUCUGGUAGUUCAGAUAACUCCAUCCGUUUAUGGGAUGUUAAGACAGGAUAAUAAAAGGCAAAAUUAGAUGGUCAUUCAAAUUCAAUCAAUACAGUCUGUUUCUCUCAUGAUGGUAUGACAUUAGCAUCUGGUAGUUCAGAUAACUCUAUCCGUUUAUGGGAUGUUAACUCAGGAUAAUAAAACGCCAAAUUAGAUGGCCAUUUUGGAAAUGUCAGGUCAGUACGUUUCUCUCCUGAUGGUACUACAUUAGCAUCUGGUAGUUAAGAUAAGUCUAUCCGUUUAUGGGAUGUUAAGACAGGAUUACAAAAAGCCUAAUUCAAUGGUCAUUUAAGUUCUGUUACUUCAGUCAAUUUCUCUUCUGAUGGUACUGCAUUACUAUCUGAAUGUUCAGAUAAAUCCAUCCGUUUAUGGAAUGUUAAGGCAGCAAAAGAGAUUUUUCCUCAAGAUAAUUGUUACAAAGCUCUAUUAUCUUAGUUUAAAUUGUCACUUUCAAGCCAAUCCAUUUUAUUCAAUGGUAUUUAUUAAUUGUAUUUUUUAGCCAACUUUGAUCCUACAAUAUUAAGAAUAUGUCAAAAUCCCAUUUUGGAAGCAUAAGGAGCUUUAAUACUGAAAGGGCAAUUAUUUGAUUACAAAGGAUAUGAUUUAAGAUUAUUAUUUAAAUCUAAAGGAAGUUUGAUUUUAGAGAAUCAACAAUAAUAGAAAAAUAAAUGA